Dentiscutata erythropus is the source of this 383-nucleotide messenger RNA. The record is from the annotation of a GenBank genome assembly. Lineage: Eukaryota; Fungi; Glomeromycota; Glomeromycetes; Diversisporales; Gigasporaceae.
AUAAGAUUUUUGAAUUUUCACCUCCAGAGUAUAGCAGCAUUUAUUCUGGAGUAAUGAAUACUUUAUUGGGUUAUAAUGUGAAUUCUGAAUAUGUCUUAAUAAUUAAAAUAAAUGAAUUUCAAAACUUGGAAAGCAAAACCCCUGAAUAUGAAACUAAAUAUUCUUUUGAAAGAAGAAGUUGGCAUUAUUAUUUGCCAUAUGGUAAUUGGCUACUAGACUUUGAGAAAGCUUUUAAUAUACUCGACAAACUUAACAAUCAAAAUAUUACUGUUAAAGAAAAUAUUAUUAUUAAAAGUCAAAACAAUGAUGAAUUUAUUAUUUUACUAUCAAACGCUACUAUUUUACUAAAUAAAGAUCCAAAGCCAGAUAUUACCUUUAUUUGA